Ananas comosus (pineapple) is the source of this 1456-nucleotide messenger RNA. RefSeq lists its product as uncharacterized. The transcript has 8 exons. NCBI's taxonomy places the organism in Eukaryota, Viridiplantae, Streptophyta, Magnoliopsida, Poales, Bromeliaceae. The record is from RefSeq and is a predicted model, not a curated record. The coding region runs from base 1 to 1143 and encodes 380 amino acids.
AUGCCGACGAAGAAUUAUAUCCAGGAUGUCCUCGAAGCAACUCCCUUCCCGCGANCGAGCGGCGACGACUCCCACUCCCAAUUCGUCCAAAACCGAUCCUCGGCCUCCUCGGCCUCGCUGCGGCAAUCCGAGACGUACGCCGCCGUUCUCGACACCUACGCCGCCUCUGCCGCCGCGGCGCGGGGCCGUUCGAUUCAAGACGCCAAAGAUUUGAUCCGAAGGUAUAGACCCGGCGAUUGGAUUGAGGAGGUCGGCGGCACCAAAGCCAGCGACUACGAAAUCCCGGAGACCACCACGCUUCUUCUGAUCGGCCCGAGAGGGUCCGGCAAGAGCACGCUCGUGAAUCGGAUCACUCGAGUUUUUGACGACGACCUGUCUGCGCCGGUUAGGGCUCAGGUUUGCCAUAAUGCUUCCGCGGUCCCCGGGACCUGCUUCUUGCAAGAGUACAUGAUCCCAAGGAAUUCGAAGUCUCUAUGCGUCUACGACACUCGGGGUUUGUCGACGAUUCCAUCUGAGAACUUAAAGCUGCUGCAGCAGUGGAUGACCCGUGGAGUGAGGCAUGGGGCGAUGGAUUUUUGGGAUUCUGAUGAUGUAGCUACAAAGCAAAACAUUAAAAUUAUGGCACGACAUGGUGGAUUUCUUCAUUGCCAAAAGAGAACUGUGAAUUUUGUCAUCUUUGUUGUUGACGGAGUCUCUAUACUCAACUCAAUUGAUAGCGAGGAUACACAGUACAUCAACUUGGUCGUCGAAAAUUUUAAGUAUCCAUUCUUGUCAUUUAAAGAUAGCAAGCCUGUUGUUGUGGUCACCCAUGGGGAUAGACUCUCAACCUUUGAACGUGCUCGUGUUCGCGUUCAGUUAGGAGAGGUACUCGGCAUUCCUCCUACUUCACAGAUUUUUGACAUCCCAGGUGUUAAUGAUUAUGACACCGAGUUAACCAUAUUGGACAUGCUGCGUUAUUGUGCCGAACAUGCUGACAGGAAUCUUCCUUCAAAACAAAAUUUUCUAAAAGAGUACUGGGGAUCGGAGAUCUCUAUAAAGACUAUAUACAGAUAUCUGGGCCUUGAUGGAGUCCUUGAUGUUGGCAUUUGUAUUUGUGUUAUGAUCGUUUUACUGCGCUGCUUAGAUAUGAUUGUGAACUGGUGAGUGCAUCCCAUCUACUAUAAGGAUUGAGAUAGGUUCCGGCAAUGAAUACAUUCUGAUGUGCGCAAGACUUUCUAGACUGAAGUAAUUUGUUUGGAAUUCUGGCUUAGAACUUUCAUCGUUGUAAAUAAUCUUAAAUCAUGUUAGUUUUUUUCUUUCUUAUUUAUUUUUGGGGUUCAAUCUUUUGUCUUUCAUGUAAAUAAAGAACAGGCAUCGAGUGCCCCAUAAAGAACCUCCUGUGCACUGUUGAUGUGUUAAUCUCCUAGAUGGUGUCGUCAAUUAUCAAUCAAAGUCCUCCGUAUUGUGUAUCCUAGUA